Trichomonas vaginalis G3 is the source of this 1158-nucleotide messenger RNA. RefSeq names its product CCR4-NOT transcription complex subunit 11 family. The transcript has a single exon. The record is from RefSeq and is a predicted model, not a curated record. Gene Ontology annotation, cellular component: CCR4-NOT complex. NCBI's taxonomy places the organism in Eukaryota, Parabasalia, Trichomonadida, Trichomonadidae. Bases 1 to 1158 code for a protein of 385 amino acids. Gene Ontology annotation, biological process: negative regulation of translation; mRNA catabolic process.
AUGAUAACAAAGGAGGUGGCAGAGCGCUUGUUUAAAAAUAUUCUAGAAUCAAAAGAUACACUGAAUAACAUAUUCCAAGCGUUUCAAAAAGAGUUUGAUAUUAAUUUGCAAUAUCAAAUUCUUCAUUUGCUAUCAAUAUUAUUGCAAAAUGGUGUUCUCUCGCACGAAUCGAAAUUAGUUACACUAUACUUAAUGAUUUCGACGUUUCCAGGCCCAGCUGUUUCAAAUCCAUAUUACAGUUUAUUUAUAUUCCUUUACGAAUCACGAUUUGAGUCACCAAAUGAAUUCCCUCCGAAUUUUAUACGUAUUCUUGAGAAUGUACUAUGCGGGAAUCCCCUUGAAAUUGGAGAUAAUUCAGUAAAUGAAGUGUUUGGUCUCUCAGUUGUAGCUGAGCAACCCAAAUAUCAAGCUAAAUCUGAUAUAAAACCAUCAAUUAUUCAUGUCGAUAAUCAGGUUAAAGAUGAUCCAAAUGCAAUUUCUUACCAUGACCUUAUUAUAAUACUCCUUACAGAAGUAGACUUACAACAAGUAUAUACUCCACCACGAAUCUCAGAUUCUCCAGAAUUAUUCCCUUAUUCCCUUGAAGAAGCUCAACAAUUUGAUACAUAUACACUCCCAAUGAAUUGUUUCUUAUAUGACGACCCAAAACAGUACGGAAAUAUACUAUUUAAAAGAUCACACGAGCAGAAACUAACAGACGAAGAAUCUCAUGACUUAGUUUUGAUUAUUUCAGCUUCUCCGGAAGUUCUAAGGAACAUUGAUGAUAAGCAAUUAUCAUUUAUGAUCGAUAACAACCCAAAUGUUGCUAAGAAAUACAUCGAAAUUUGGUCAAAAAAGAAACCUCAAAUUUUUGACACCAUUGCAAGCCUUCCUAUCUCAUUAAGUGAAAUCGAAAUAGUGAAGUUUUGCUCUACAUUACCGAAUAUUACUCAAAAAUUCGUUGAUAAAUGGAUUACCAACGGAAUGAAGACAAUUGACACCGAAAAUGAGAAUUCUCUGAUGGCUGAAGCAAGAAUGUUUUGCCGCUUGACCUCAUUCAUCAUACAGGAGAAUGCAAAUCAGAUCGGACAAACAGUUAAAAUGGAUCUUAAAUCUUUUUGCUUAAUACUAUGCAGCAAAGGCCUCGCCGAAGCUCAAGAGCUUUUUGAAAGGCUCUAA